AUGGAAGCUGACCGGACAAUUGCCAAUUUCAAGUGGCAAGUUUUCUUGACGAACGUCAAGGGAUCUCUUCGAGUCAGGAUGUGGCAGUUCCGCUUUUGCGAUGCUGCCCUUGAACCCGACUGCUACGCCAAUGGAACCGUGUGCUACCAAGGACGGUGCGUGUGCGACCCCGAGUUCAUCUUUGACAAACCGACACAUGCAUGUGUUAGAAGGUCUGGUGGUAUGAAUCAGACAUGUGUACGUCCCAGCGACUGCUACGCCAAUGGAACCGUGUGCUACCAAGGACGGUGCGUGUGCGACCCCGAGUUCAUCUUUGACAAACCGACACAUGCAUGUGUUAGAAGGUCUGGUGGUAUGAAUCAGACAUGUGUACGUCCCAGCGACUGCUACGCCAAUGGAACCGUGUGCUACCAAGGACGGUGCGUGUGCGACCCCGAGUUCAUCUUUGACAAACCGACACAUGCAUGUGUUAGAAGGUCUGGUGGUAUGAAUCAGACAUGUGUACGUCCCAGCGACUGCUACGCCAAUGGAACCGUGUGCUACCAAGGACGGUGCGUGUGCGACCCCGAGUUCAUCUUUGACAAACCGACACAUGCAUGUGUUAGAAGGUCUGGUGGUAUGAAUCAGACAUGUGUACGUCCCAGCGACUGCUACGCCAAUGGAACCGUGUGCUACCAAGGACGGUGCGUGUGCGACCCCGAGUUCAUCUUUGACAAACCGACACAUGCAUGUGUUAGAAGGUCUGGUGGUAUGAAUCAGACAUGUGUACGUCCCAGCGACUGCUACGCCAAUGGAACCGUGUGCUACCAAGGACGGUGCGUGUGCGACCCCGAGUUCAUCUUUGACAAACCGACACAUGCAUGUGUUAGAAGGUCUGGUGGUAUGAAUCAGACAUGUGUACGUCCCAGCGACUGCUACGCCAAUGGAACCGUGUGCUACCAAGGACGGUGCGUGUGCGACCCCGAGUUCAUCUUUGACAAACCGACACAUGCAUGUGUUAGAAGGUCUGGUGGUAUGAAUCAGACAUGUGUACGUCCCAGCGACUGCUACGCCAAUGGAACCGUGUGCUACCAAGGACGGUGCGUGUGCGACCCCGAGUUCAUCUUUGACAAACCGACACAUGCAUGUGUUAGAAGUGAGUCAUCAUGCCAUGUACAGCUGUAG
This is a messenger RNA of Haliotis rufescens (red abalone), 1164 nucleotides long. Its product is annotated as tenascin-like. NCBI's taxonomy places the organism in Eukaryota, Metazoa, Mollusca, Gastropoda, Lepetellida, Haliotidae. The transcript is spliced from 9 exons. The coding region runs from base 1 to 1164 and encodes 387 amino acids. The record is from RefSeq and is a predicted model, not a curated record.